Pararge aegeria (speckled wood butterfly) is the source of this 2132-nucleotide messenger RNA. Its product is annotated as clavesin-1-like. The transcript has 7 exons. Gene Ontology annotation, molecular function: phosphatidylinositol bisphosphate binding. The record is from RefSeq and is a predicted model, not a curated record. NCBI's taxonomy places the organism in Eukaryota, Metazoa, Arthropoda, Insecta, Lepidoptera, Nymphalidae. Bases 226 to 1137 code for a protein of 303 amino acids. Gene Ontology annotation, cellular component: membrane.
UAGGUUCAGGUUACAAUUAAAAGUAAAUUAUAACUCCAUUUUUCUAUACCGUUUAAAACUUAAUUAUACAAAACAGAUCGUUUAAUUAACAACUGCAAGGGUUAACCUUUUGAAAAAUAUCUUUGUUUUCUUUUUUUCCGUUUGGUGUUUUGAAGUUCGCUUUCGUCGUUAGGGAGAUUCUUGGAUAUCUUUUGAUUGUGAGCGCUCAUAAAUCAAAGGUUAAACAUGCAUACAGGUGUUGUUCAACCUUUUCCAGUGGAGAAGGAGUACGAGAAAAAUCCGGAAAUAUUGCGCGGAGACAUCCAGAAGUUGAGAGAAUGGGUGAAGAUACAACCACAUCUGCCUACAAAAUAUUUAACAGAUUUAGACCUCAUCAUAACUUACCAUUGUUGUGACAAUAGUGCGGAGGUUACCAAGCAAGUACUUGAUCUGCACUAUACCCUCCGUACUCUGUUUACCGAGUUAUUUAAGGACCGAAGUCCUGAUCAGCGGAUUAUUAAUACUAUGAACACCACCCUUUUCGCGCCUCUGCCAACACCCACUGUAAAUGGUUAUCGAGCAAUAUACUGUUGCCUCCUGAAAGCUGAUGCUCGAUUAUUCAACUUCAGCGACAUCAUUAGAACUAUUAUGAUGGUGAUAGACUUAUGGCAACUUGCUGAAGGGACAUGGCCCGGGUUUGUAAUUAUAAUCGAUAUGCAUCUAGCAACCCUAGCACACAUUUCUAAGUUGGACUUAAUGACCCUGCGACACACACUAUACUUUCUCCAGGAAUGUAUGUUAGUGAAACUGAAAGAGGUACAUUUUAUCAACGCGCCAUCUUUCAUGGAUAAAUUAAUGAUGUUACUGAAGCCAUUUAUGAAAAAGGCUUUAAUGGACAUCAUUCGCAUACAUGAGACGGACUCGCAAGCGCUAUACAAAUAUAUACCAAAGAAAGCUUUUCCCAAGGAUUUAGGAGGAGAAUAUAAAACUAGGACGGAAUUAAGAGAUGAAUUGAUUCGUUGGGUGGGAGAAAAUAAACAGUACUACAUCGAAGAAAACAAGCGUCGAGUGGACGAAUCUUUACGACCAGGUGGCAAAAAAUCUGUUGAAGACUUAUUCGGUAUACAGGGCAGCUUCAAGAAAUUAGACAUAGAUUAAAUUGUCAGGCGAUAAUCACAAAUGUCGCAGUUUUCAUAACACACCAAAUAAAGUUAUGUUUUAGGUAUUGAUGUAAUAUGACAAGCCUAAAUUACAAAGUAAGUUUCGUAAUGAAAAGGUGGUUAUGAGCCCCGUGGAAAAAAAAACAAAACUUUAUUUCCUGAAAUAUACAUAUUAAAAUCCUCAUUAAAUAAUAUGAGAAAUAGAUUAUACAAUAACGAUAAACAUUAUUUCGCGUUUGAAAAAUCGGUCCUAAAUUAUUUAUAAUUUUUUUAAUAUUGUAAAAAAAAUGAUUAAAUCAGUUCAGCUCGUUUAAAGGCUUCGGCCUACAAAACUUGAAUAGUGGAAAAACAGCAAAAAUGGUCCGUUAUUUUCUGAGACGUACGUAUUUAAAAGUUUAGCCUGUUUUUUCUCGCAUGUGCGAUGAAAAUUUUCGUAAACAACGGGUAUUAUAUAUGCAUUGCUUAUUACAGUGUUGGCUUUUUCAUGGCACUCGCUUCCAGCUUACGCGCUUAAUGCUAUAUCCCGUACUUGUUGCGUAUUGUACUAUUAUAAACCUUAAAGCAAAAAGUGAGGUACUACUGCUAAGGACUAACUACUAUUAAUUUACCGGUAUGUUGGUAUAUGUUUGCAGUUUGUCUGUGACAAAGUAAUAACUUCGUUAACUGAAGAAUUUGUCAAUAAAAAAAAAUGAGUUCUUAGUUAUAGUCUGUGAAUAGACAGGACAGCUUUUUAAGGUGGCGUAAAUAGUUCAAUCUAAGAUCAUUUCAAGUACAUAUUUAAAUUUCGUGUAGAUAGGUUUUAUUUAAUUCAAGGAUUGGUCAAUCAAAAAAGGGUUCUUAGUUAUAGUCUGGUAAUAGACAGGAUAGCUUUUUAGGUUAUUUCAAGUACAUAUAGUACAUAUUUGUUUUUUUUAUAAAAAAGGAUCGUGUAGAACAAUCCGGUGAUCUUUAGAAUAUUUUUUGGGUUAGUAGAAUAAAAUUUAUGUUAGAGUA